UAUGUAAUAAUAUUAUGAUGUAUGUUUUUAAAUUUGAAACUUCAUAAUUGAAAAAGUGGGUGAUUUGUGCAAUUGAAAUAUGUAUUACGACGAAAUUUCUUCGAAUUCAACUGCCUGUUAUGGAGAGGUAACAGUCGUUGAUUUACGGAGCGACACUAUAACAAAACCAACUAAAAGGAUGAGGGAAGCAAUGUGUAAUGCUGAAGUUGGUGAUGACGUUUUUGGAGAAGAUCCAACAGUAAAAAAAUUAGAAGAAGCAGCUGCCAAAAUGGUUGGAAUGGAAGCUGCAAUAUUUGUUUGUUCUGGAACUAUGGGAAAUUUAAUUGCAAUAAUGAUUCAUUGCAAUGUUCGUGGAAAUGAGGCAUACUGUGGCGAGGAUGCUCAUUGUUUGUUAUACGAACAGUGUGGUGCUUCACAAAUUGGAGGAGUAAAUCUUAGACCGAUACGAAACAAUAUUGAUGGCACUUUUGAUCUCUCCGAACUUCAAGCUAAACUUCGGAAAGAUAGAGAUCAUGAGCCUAUCUCUAAACUGGUACUUGUUGAGAACACAAUACAUGGAAAAAUCGUUCCACAAAGCUGGCUUAAGGAAUUAGUAUCAUUUUGUAAGGAACGUGAUUUGAAGUUACAUAUGGAUGGAGCUAGGCUGUGGAACGCAAGUGUAGGAUCCAAGCAGUCGGCAGAAGAAAUUGUUUCUGGCUUUGAUUCUGUGACUUUUUGUCUGAGCAAAGGUCUAGGUGCUCCCGUGGGUUCGCUUCUUUGCGGAAGUAAAAGCUUUAUCACUGAAGCUAGAAGAAUAAGAAAAGUCCUUGGUGGUGGUAUGAGACAAGUUGGUGUUCUUGCUGCAGCUGGACUGGUAGCUCUUGAACACAUUCCAAAUUUGAUAAACGAUCAUAAAAGAGCUUUUGUCCUUGCGUCUAUGAUAAAUGAUAUGCAAUCAACAGUGUUUACCGUUGAUUUAAGUACAGUACAAACAAAUAUGUUUUCCAUGCAAGUUAAUUCUAAUGUUGUUUCUGCAACAAAGUUUGCUCAGUGCUUGCAACAGCUUGAUAAUGAUAAUGAAGAUAAAAUUAUCGUGAAAAGUUUAGCAUUAAAUGAUUCAUCAGUUAGAUUUGUAUUUUCCUUGGAAAUUACAGAUAAUGACUUGAAGUUAGCUAUUCAAAGAAUUAGACAAGUUAUCAAAAAAUUCGACCCUAAACUUUAAUUGUUAUUUUUGUUGAUAUCUCUUAGCUAAUAACAUAUUUCGUGCGGUGGGAGAAUUACAAGCUUUACCAGACAUUGAAACGAAGUUAAAAAGUCAGGAUAUUUUUGUAUCAAUGAAAUAUCGUUAGUUGUAGGAACAAAAAAUUUCGUGCAAAUGUUUAUAGCGAGUAGUGUCAGA
Messenger RNA from Habropoda laboriosa, 1378 nucleotides. RefSeq names its product L-allo-threonine aldolase. Bases 80 to 1201 code for a protein of 373 amino acids. The transcript has 5 exons. Gene Ontology annotation, molecular function: L-allo-threonine aldolase activity. Gene Ontology annotation, biological process: glycine biosynthetic process; L-threonine catabolic process. Lineage: Eukaryota; Metazoa; Arthropoda; Insecta; Hymenoptera; Apidae. Gene Ontology annotation, cellular component: cytosol. The record is from RefSeq and is a predicted model, not a curated record.